Molecule: messenger RNA, 969 nt
Organism: Polychytrium aggregatum
Lineage: Eukaryota; Fungi; Chytridiomycota; Chytridiomycetes; Polychytriales
Product: kinase-like domain-containing protein
Exons: 2
Coding region: 1-969 (322 amino acids)
Biological process (GO): protein phosphorylation
Molecular function (GO): ATP binding; protein kinase activity
Source: RefSeq, a predicted model, not a curated record
AUGAUCGAAAAACCCUGGUACAUCCCCGAGGAUGCCAUCACCGACUGGUCGGCCAAUCCACUGGCAGCCGGCGGCUUUGGCGAGGUGUUCACUGCCUCAUACUAUGGUGCCCCUGUCGCUGUCAAGCAGCUCUAUCGAGGCUACAACCAGAACGAGCUCGCCGACUUUGGUCGUGAGAUUGGCAUCUGGCACAAACUUACUCAUCCACAUGUCCUUCCCCUACUUGGUGCCUGCGACACUACCGCCAAGCCCUUCAUGGUCUCGCCCUUCAUGCCCAACGGCACCCUCCACAGCCACUUCUCCGCCACCGAACCUCGACCCUAUGGCGAGAAGAUCCGCCUCCUCUACCAAGUCGCCUCUGGCAUGGCCUAUCUCCACGGCAACAACAUUGUCCACGGCGACCUCAAGUCCCUCAAUGUGCUGCUGGAUGGUUCAUCCAAUGCCGUCGUGACUGACUUUGGCAUGGCCAGGACCAAGUACACCUCGGCCACGGCCAACCGCACUCGCCGCGACCAGCCAACUGGCGGCACCCUUGACUACAUGGCUCCGGAGAUGCUUGAUGAUGACGACCCCAUGGGAUCUUCAAUAACCACAGACAUUUAUGCCUUUGGCAUCACCAUGUACGAGGUCCUCAACGACUGCAAGCCCAUCUGGGUCACCGCCGACGGCCAGCCAAUGAGACCCACAGCCAUCGAGCGCCAAGUCCUCCGAGGCAACCGUCCCAAGCGUCUCGACGACAUCCCCGACGACAUCCGUGCCCUCAUCGAGCGCUGCUGGCACCAAGAUCCCGCCAUGCGACCCAAGUUUCCCGAAAUCCUUGCUAUCCUCCGUCAGUCCACUGAGAUUUCUCCCAUUCAAGACGUAGUGCAACGACCCACUAUCAUCGCCCCUCGUCGCUUGGAGUCGUUCCAGCCAAUCCUCGAGGCUUCCACCGCUACAGUACAUGCCCGAGUUGCUUACCAACGAUGA